Molecule: messenger RNA, 393 nt
Organism: Schistocerca gregaria
Lineage: Eukaryota; Metazoa; Arthropoda; Insecta; Orthoptera; Acrididae
Product: ejaculatory bulb-specific protein 3-like
Exons: 2
Coding region: 1-393 (130 amino acids)
Source: RefSeq, a predicted model, not a curated record
AUGGCGAGAAACCCGAUCUUCUACUGCUGCCUGGUCGCUGCCGUUGCUGUUUCGGCGCAAGCCGCGCCGCAAGACAAGCUGGACAACUUAGACGUGGACGAGAUCCUCAACAGCGACCGCCUCCUGAAAUCCUACAUCCAGUGCAUGCUCGACGCAGACGACGGAAAGUGCACUGCAGAGGGAAAGGAGAUCAAAAGCAGGCUGCCGAAAGUGUUCGCGACGGGAUGCGGGGACUGCACGCCUAGCCACCUGGAGAGGGCUGUCAAGGCGCUGAAGCACAUCACAGACAAGUACCCUGCAGAAUGGGCCAAGCUGAAGGCCAAGUUCGACCGAACGGGCGAGUACACGAAGCAGCACGCUGAGACAUGGAAGCAGAUCGGCGUCAGUGUCUGA